This is a messenger RNA of Pelodiscus sinensis (Chinese soft-shelled turtle), 7387 nucleotides long. The record is from RefSeq and is a predicted model, not a curated record. Lineage: Eukaryota; Metazoa; Chordata; Testudines; Trionychidae.
AUGGGCUAUGGAUGCCCAUUGAUCAAAUGUGGAACUUGUGCUCUUGAUUGGAUGAAAAAAUCUGUUCCAUUAAGAGAAAAUGAAGCAUCUGAAGAUAAAGUACAGUUUUACUGGAGAAGUGAAAAUUCCACAAUUUUACAAGUGGAUGGUACAAGGACUUUUAAUUAUGAUUGUGUCUUUUGUGCAAAUGACAGCACCCAACAAGUAUAUGAAGGUGUAGCUGUUCCAAUUGUUAAGUCGGCUGUCCAAGGAUAUAAUGGCACUAUUUUUGCCUAUGGGCAGACUGCCUCAGGAAAAACUUACACAAUGAUGGGGAAUGGCAAAUCUGUGGGCAUUAUACCUAAAGCGAUUGAGGAUGUCUUCAAAAUUAUUUGUAACAUUCCAGGCAGAGAGUUUCUUUUGAGAGUUUCCUAUAUGGAAAUAUACAAUGAAACCAUAACAGACUUACUCUGUGAUAGCCGGAAAAACAAACCUCUAGGAAUUCGAGAGGAUGUUAAUAGAAACAUCUACGUGGAAGAUCUGAUUGAAGAGGUGGUUGUUAAUCCAGAGCAAGUCAUGGAAUGGCUCAGGAAAGGAGAAAAAAACCGACACUAUGGAGAAACAAAAAUGAAUGAACACAGCAGCCGUUCUCACACCAUUUUCAGAAUGAUUAUAGAAAGUCGGGAAAAUGACCCUAACAACUCAAACUGUGAUGGAGCAGUAAUGGUAUCUCAUCUGAACUUAGUGGAUCUGGCAGGAAGUGAAAGAGCUAGACAAACAGGAUCAGAAGGUCUCCGGCUUAAAGAAGGAUGUAACAUAAACAGGAGUCUAUUCAUCUUGGGUCAAGUAAUUAAGAAACUCUGUGAUGACCCAUCUGGUUUCAUAAAUUAUAGAGACAGCAAGUUGACAAGAAUUCUCCAGAACUCCUUGGGAGGAAACGCUAAGACAGUUAUCAUUUGCACAAUUACUCCAGUUUCAUUUGAUGAAACUCUCAGCACACUUCAGUUUGCCAAUACAGCAAAAAGAAUGAGGAACACUCCAAAAGUCAACGAAGUCCUGGAUGAUGAAGCCCUCCUGAAACGAUAUCGCAAGGAAAUAGUGGACUUGAAAAAACAGCUGGAAGAAGUUUCUUCAAAAACUCAUCUCCAUGCAAUGGAGAAAGACCAACUAGCUCAGCUGUUAGAAGAAAAAAACUCUCUCCAGAAAAUACAAGAAAAUAGGAUACACAAUCUAACUGAAAUGCUCGUCACUUCCUCCUCGUUUACAUUGCAGAAAGAACUUAAAGCCAGAAGAAAAAGAAGAGUUACUUGGGCCCCUGGGAAAAUAAGUCAAGAGGACAUGGGCUAUUUUGCCAACUUUAAAAAACUAAAGGAAAAUGGUGCUAACAACAUGAUAACAUUGCCAGAGAAGUUUUCAGAAAGGGAGGAUUCUAUGUAUUCAGAAUGUGAGUAUCCAUGUCUGCCUACCUCUGAUGCAAUCUCAGAAAGUGAAUGGAAUUCUGGAGCUAAUAUGAACUGGAGUCAAAAAGACUUUGCAGAUUCUGUCCAGCUCUGUGAAACCCUAGCACACGAAAAGGAUAUUGCUAUAAAUGAGGUGAACGUCUUGCAAGCUAACUUUGACAGCCUAGUAUUAGAAAAUGAACAGCUGAAAUUGGAGAUAAGUGAACUGAAGGAGAAACUGAAGGAAAAGAUAGAAAUAGAUGAAUUUGAGGCAUUGGAAAAACAAACUGAAAAAGACCAUGAGAUACAACUAUUGCAUGAAAUUACCAACUUACAGAAUAUAGUUAAAAAUGCCGAAGCAUACAAUGAAGAUCUGGAGACUGAAUUAAAAUCAAAAUUGGAAGAGCUUAAAGAAAAAGAAAAUCAAGUAAAAGACUUGCAGAAAUAUGUGGAAGAACUACAGAAGGCAGAAACAGGGAAGAAAGAUGAGUCUCUUUCAAUGGGAGACUCUGAUAAAUUACUUGAUGAAAUUCAACAAAUGAGUAAGUCUCUCAUUGAUACGGAAACCGUAGCCCUGGAUGCUAAGAAAGAAUCUGCAUUUCUCAGGAGUGAAAAUCUAGAGCUAAAAGAGAAAAUGAAUGAACUCUUAAAUAGUUACAAGCAAAUGGAAAAGGACACUCAAUUGUAUCAAAGUCAAUUAGAAGCAGGAAAAGUGAGCUACAAACAAAUGCAAGCUGACUUACAGAGAGAGCUACAAUCUGCCUUUCAAGAAAACACAAAGCUAACCUUGCUCUUAGAGGGUAAAGCUCCGAAAGAUUUGUUAUCACUUGUGGAAUUAGAAAGAGAGAUGGCCAGUUUAAAAAAUGAAUUGGAUAAAGUGGUAGAAGAGAACACCGCUUUACGAAAGGAAGUAGAUACAUCAUCAGAAUUCAAAUCUCUACCCAAUAAAGUUGAGAUUCUUCAGAAACAGAUAUUUGAGAAAUCAGAGGAGCUAUUUUUAUUAACAUCAGAGAGAGAGAAACUACUCUUUGAAGUGGCUGAUAAGGAUACUAGACUUCAAGGCAUGUCAGAAGAAAUUGGAAAAUCAAAAGAAGACUUGGCAAGUACUCAACUGAAGUAUGAAAAGGCUGAUCAGGAGUAUCUACAGCUCAAAUACCAGUAUGAAGAACUUGAGCAAAAGUGGUUGGCUGCAUCUGAAGAAAGUGAGCAAAUGAAACACCAAGUGGAACACCUAUCUGAUGAAGCCCAAAAGCUUAAAACAGUUGUGGACAAUGUGAGACUAGAGCUCUCCAUUAAGAUGCAAGAAUUGCAAGAAAAGAGUGCUGAGCUAGAACAACUUCUUGGUGUGAAAGAAGAGCUCAUGCAAACUCAGGAGAAGUUGGGUGAAAUGGAGCAAUUGCAAGAGAAAUCAAAAAUGAAUGAAUCUACAAUGGAGGCUGAAAGGAUGGAGAAACUGGCAAUUGCUCAGAAACUUCAUGAAAGUCAAGAAGAAGUCAAAAUUCUAAUCCAGGAAAGAGAGGACCUAAAGAAAAAACAAGAAACUCUUCAAAGUGAGAGAGACCAACUUAAGGAAGAUAUACAGGAGACAAUUACAAUGAACAUCCUGGCACAGGAAGAACUAAGAAAUGCACAAAACUCUCUCUGUCAGCACCAGAAGACUGUUGAGGAGUUGGAGAAAGAUAUUUCAGAGAAAAGAUCUGAGAUUGUGAAUCUUCAAGAUACUCUAGGAGAAACUAUUGGUGAGCUGAAGCUCAAGAUAUUGCAUCUGACUGAAGAGCUAAAACAGGUCACUUUACAGCGAGACCAACUCCUUCAAGAAAAAGUAAAUACUAAACACCAUGAAGAAAGUGAUCAACUUGAUUUGCUACAGGAACAAAUCUUGUCUCUUAAUCAAGAAAAGACUCUAUUGCAGCAAAAACUGGAGUGUCUGCAAGUGGAAAAGGAACGGUGUGAGGAGUGCAUUUCACUGAAUACAGAGCUGGAGGAAGAACUGAGAAAUGCUUCUAGCUCUCUCAAAGAGCAUCAGGAAACUAUUGAGGAUUUAAAAGGAAAUAUUUUAGAGAAGGAAACUCAGCUCUCCAAAGUUCAAGAAAGGCUAGGGAAAAUAAUUGAUGAUCUGGAACAGGAGGUCAUUCAGUUAUCUGAAAAUCUGACUCUUGUCUCUUCUGAACGUGACAAAUUACUAGCAGAAAAAGAAUGUAUUGAACAAACAAUGAAUGAACAUAUAUGUCAGCAGCUUCAGGAGAUCUCUUCAGUUACUCAUGAAAGAGAUGAGUUUCAGAAAAUUCUAGAGUGUGUUGGAGAUCAGUUAAACAAAGAGAGGGCAAAAAUGGAAAAUCUACAGGAGGAGCUAAAAUGCCAAAAAGAGCAGGUUGAUGCAGAGAAUAAUUUGAUAAUAGAGAGAGAAAAGGAGUUGCUGAAGACAGAGACAACCCAGCUUAAAGAGAAGAUAGAGAAGUUGAAUGAAGAAUUAAACUUAAUUUCUGGUGAAAAGAAUCAAUUGACGAGCGAACUGAGAGAAAAUAGAGACAGCAAAAAUGAAUAUAUUCAGCAACUGGAGAAACAGCGUUUCUCGUUAACAGAAGAAAGAGACAAACUCCAGCAAAUGCUGGAGACUGUUAGAGCAGAGAAGAACAAACUCGAGGUGGACCUUAAUGAGAGCAUUGAGAAGUCUGCGAAAAUUCAGGCAGAAGUAGAAAAUCUACAUAAGGAGCUGAAAAAGCAGGCUGAUAUCCAGAAUAACUUAAUAAUAGAGAGAGAGAAGGAGUUAUUGAUGGCUGAAGAAAAACUAACAGGAGAAAUAACACUUUUAAAAGAGAAGAUAAAAAAGUUGGAUGAAGAAUUAAACUUAAUCUCUGGUGAAAGGAAUCAAUUGUUGAAUGAACUGGAAGAAAAGACAGAGGGUGAAAAUGAACGUAUUCAGCAAUUAGAGGAACAGAAUUCCUCAUUAAUAGAGGAAAGGGACCAACUCCAGCAAAUUCUGGAGACUGUUAGAGUAGAGAAGAGCAAACUCGAGGUGGACCUUCAUGCAAGUAUUGAGAAGAGCCUUGAAACUGAGAAGAAGCUGAAAUGGCAACAAGAACUAAUUAACAAUGAGGAAAACAAAGCUUCAGAAAAAGAAGCAGAGCUGCUGAUGCUUCAGAAGCAGUUGGAGAAUUUAGAGAGUCUGAAGCACCAGGUCCAUCAGCUAACGGAUGCAUUAAAUAGUGUUAUGCAUGAAAACCAACAGUUAUUGGCUGAAAAAGCUGAGUAUCUCCAACUUCAAGAACAGAUUUCAUCAAUUAAUCAAGAGAAAGAUGAGCUUCAACAAAUACUUGAGGGUAUAAAGUCUGAGAGAGACCUGCUUAAGACUGAACUGGAAGAAAAAAUUGACAUGUGUACUGAAACAAAUGCAAAACUUGAAUGUGCUCUAGAUGAAUUAAAACAGAAGAAUCUGAAUGAUGUCUCCGUUCUGGCAAACCAACCAGAUGAGAGAGAAUUGAGCCAUGCAGACAGCAUGGAAGCAAAAAUCUUGGAAGUGAAGGAGCUUCUUGAGAAAUUCCGAAUGAUGGAAAAGAAAUAUGAGUGUCUCACUAUGGUAUCACUAAAUCUGAAAAGUGAACUCAGCAGUCAAAAAGCACAAAUAGCCAAGGUGCUGACACACCUUUCUUCUGAACAGGCAAAACAAAUCAACAGGCUUCAAACUGAAAAUGAGAAAAUAAGCAAUCAUCUCCAGAGCUUGUUAAACAAACUCAAGUUUCUGUUCAGCCGUGUUUCCUGGAAGAAGGCAGAACACUAUACUGCCAUUAACAACCAUGAAAUGGAAUUGCUUGAUGAGAAGAGAAAACAGGAUGAGCUUGUCUUCCAAAUUCGGUGCCUCAAGAGGACUUAUUCAAAACAGGAUGAAACAGCUUUCCAAGAGUUAAACAACCAUGAAUUGCAGCAGAAAUUGGACUUAAACAUCAAGAACAUUCUCAGAGACAUGUCAGAAAUAGAAACUGGGCUGUUCAGCAUAGAGGCUGAGCUUCAACAGCAACAGAGUGCUAGAAAAGAAGCCAUGCAGGUUUUGGAAACAUGUUCAGAAAAUCAUUGUGAUGUAGAAAAACUUAAAGAAGGAAUAAAGCAAGACAAUGAGAGGCUUUUACAAGUGAUUAAAUUCUGGACACCCAAAGUCAAGAUAGUCCUUCAAGCUUCCUCAGAGAUGGAUACCAGAACUGCCAACUAUCGCAAGGACUCAGAAAUUGAAUUGAAACAAAGAAAACAGAAAACUGAAGAGUUACUUGAGGAACUGAAGACAGUAAAGGAACAACUGGCACCUUGUGGUGUUGCUAAUCUUGCUCUAGAAGAAAACUAUAAGCUUUUUAACCAAUUAAAAGCUACAGAACAAGAUAUAAAGAUUAUGAAAACAACAAUCCAAAAGCUGGAAAAUGCAGUAAAUAAAGCAGAAAAAAAUGUCGAGGAGAAAGAAGAGAGAAUAGCCAUGUUACAAACAGAGAUUAGAAAGAAAUCUGCUACAAGUGAAUUUACCAAACUUCAGGCUAAAUUAAAUGAGACUGAGAAGUGUCUUAAGAAAGAGUUAACAGAAAAGCAGACGCUCAAGGCAAAAUUAGAUAAAGGUCCCACGUUCUAUAAAGAAGAAAUUGAUAAUCUCAAAACUCAGUUGGUGAAAGCUGAAAUGGAAAUAAAGAAACAAUCCAGCAUUUUUGAACAGAAAAUUGCUAAUACAGAAGCUCUUGCGGAACACAGAGAGGAACAGUUAAGAAAAUUAAAAGAGCAGCUCAGAAGAGCACAGCAAGAACAGGAGGUUACUGUAACAUUAGGAAAAGAUAUUCCUCGGGAAUCCAGUCUACCCCUGACCUGUGGUGGUGGUAGUGGGAUUGUGCAGAGCACACAGAUGCUGAUUUUAAAAUCUGAACAAGCUAAAUUACAGAAGGAAAACCUGCAGUUAAAGAAACAAAAUGACCUUCUAGUAAGCAAUGAGCUUCAUCUGAAAGAGGAUCUUACAAAAUGGAAAGAGAGAGCACUAAAACUGAAAGCACAGUCCUCUAGAGAAACCACUCAAGAGAUGAUACAAAAGUCUCCAAGGAAGACAGCAUCUCGUUCACGUAAAGAGAAAAUGCCAUCUCCUUUCAAGGAACCAUCUUCACAAGAAAUUCCGCCUCUGGAUUCACCAAAUAUACAGCCUCUGACUUGUCCAAAUUUCUUCGAUAACUCAAGCUUAGGCACGCUUAUGGAUACACGACCUUCAGGAACAGAAUGUGUGGAAGAUCACUUUAAGCUCUGGUUGGGAGCAUCAGAAAAAGAUAAAGCAGCUGAGUGCAUAACCCAGUAAAAUGUCCUUUAUUGUUCACUGUCCUUGCUAGUGUCUUAAGUCCAGAGAUUAUAUAUAAAGAAGACUUUUUUCUACAGAAAUAACCAGUAUGUUUCAACUCUAGCCAGUGGGGAUAAACUUCCUUGGAGCAGGAACUAAGCAAAUAACAUUUUGGAAUACAAAAUGACUGCAAAAGAUAGUGUUGCCUAUAUCCAGCUGAUGAUGUCACUGUAACAGUUCUGCUUUGCUUCUCUUGUGAUGGCAAAGACGAUGAAGCCCGUCAGUUCAAGAGGGAGUGAAAACUGGAAUGGCUCACAAAUCAGAGAAUCUCUACUGUGCAACUUUUCAAUGUUAAACUUUCCCCUCUCACUCCUAUGACAACUUUCUAAUGACAAUCUAUUUAAUCUUGAAAGUCCAUAAGAAAUGUGGAAUUUUUUUUCUAUUUUUUUUUCUAGUAUUUGAUGUUACUUCAGGUUUUAUAUGUUGACUUUUCUAGGACAGGGGAAUGGUAUUCUCAUUCAGCUUCUUUUAACCAGUUUACCGAUCUAAACAACAUUCUAUUUAUGAACUCUCAAUCAAGGCUACAUUUAAAAAGUUUCUACUUCAUGUCUGUAGUGCGUAGUUGACUCUGGUUUCAGAGUAAUUUAAACUUUUGUCAAUAAAGAUUGUUAUAUACAUA